Molecule: messenger RNA, 2214 nt
Organism: Diuraphis noxia (Russian wheat aphid)
Lineage: Eukaryota; Metazoa; Arthropoda; Insecta; Hemiptera; Aphididae
Product: kelch-like protein 12
Molecular function (GO): protein binding
Source: RefSeq, a predicted model, not a curated record
AAUUCGGCGGUAAAGUUCUAUUGUUAAGUAAUAACAACACGCUACCGUUGCAAUCUCAUUCACAAUACGCAGUCUUCGGCCAUUGUUUUAUUUUGUCAUUUUGUGGUAGUGUGACGGUGUGACAAAGUCAUAGUGUGUAGACAAUUUAUUAAUAUUGUAUGUAGUAUUUUGGGCAAUGGUCACAGUCGUUAAUCACUAUUCAAGAUUAGAAUUGUUCAUGUGCGCCGAGAAUCAUCCAUAGACGUCAAACAUUUAUUUUGUAAUUUGAACUGUGUGAUGAAAUAAAUUGAACUGAUCCGCAAUUCAAUACCAUCGUCCACAAUUGGCAUCAUUACUGAUUUUAAACUACGAUAAAUAAGGUGAAUACAUAUUAUGUUAAAUAUGUCAGUAGAUGAAAUGGAUAUCUCACAGACUCCAUCAUUUAGAAAUGAUUUUAAACAAGAUCUGAAAUUCGAUGCAUCUGAACGAACAUAUUUUAAAAAUAGCUAUCACUCUGUUCAAUUACUUGAAGACUUACAAUCUUUACGCAAAAAUGAAGUUUUAUGUGAUAUUAGAUUAGAAACAGAUGAUGGUACUAUAGUAUUUGGACAUAAGAAUGUUUUAGUAGCAGCUAGCCCAUAUUUUGGUGCAAUGUUUAGUGCUUUUAAUGAAAGCAAUAAAAAUCUGGUUAAUAUGAGAGAGAUAAAUUCUGACGUCUUACAACUAAUAGUAGAUUAUAUUUAUACUGGUGAAAUUUUGGUUACAAAUGAAAAUGUACAGGUUUUGUUACCAGCUGCAAAUCUCUUACAAUUAGAUUAUGUAAAAAGUGCAUGUGCUGAGUUUUUACGAACACAACUGAAUCCUUCAAAUUGCAUUGGUAUCAAAGUAUUUGCUGACUUAUAUAAUUGUACAGAUUUGAUGUCAAGUUCUAACGCAUUCAUUAACAAACAGUUUUUAGAAGUGGUCAAAAGUGAUGAGUUCCUAUGUUUGUCUUAUGAAAACGUGAUUCAGAUUAUCUCCUCUGAUGAUCUUGCUGUUCCAUUUGAAGAAAAAGUAUUUGAAGCUGUUAUUAAUUGGGUAAAAUAUGAUUUGAAUCAAAGAAAAGAUUUUUUGCCAAAUUUAAUGGAACACGUACGUUUGCCAUUAAUAGCAUCAAAACCAGAUGUAUUAAAAAAUAUAGUUGAAGAACCUCUUCUUAAAAAUAAUCCUGAAUGUAACAAAUUUGUAUUAGAAGCUUUAAAUUUUCAUUUACAAAAGUCAAUUCAGCAUUUCAUCAUUUCUCAUUCAAUUCGUUGUAAACCUAGACAGUUCGAUAGUUUAAAAAAAAUCAUUCUAACAUUCAAUUGGUCUGAUACAAUGCCAAAGUGUUAUACAGAAUGGUAUGAUCCAGCGACCAACUUGCGGAGGAGCGCACCAGAAAUGAAAGAUAGUCGUAGGAAAUCGGGUGUAGGUGUCAUAAGAGAUCAAUUUGUUUUUGUUCUGGGAGGGGUGAAUAGCUCAAGUGCUCAAUCUGUUAAUAUGCUUGAUGUAUCUUCACCCUCACCAUGCUGGGUACCGAUGGUCAACAUGUUAGUUAGUCGAGCAUAUUUAGGAGUUGGUGUUUUAAACGAUUGUAUAUAUGCAGUUGGUGGAUUUCAUGGUUUUGUCUCAGUAAAUAGUGUAGAGGUCUUUGAUUCCAGUAUUCAAAAAUGGAGAAUGGUAACUAGUAUGACGACUAAUAGAAGUCUUUUGGGUGUUGGUGUACUCAAUGAUCAUUUAUAUGCAAUAGGAGGCUUUGAUGGUUAUGAUAGCUUGAAGUCUGUUGAAUGUUAUGAUCCCUUACUUGACACAUGGACACCAGUUGCAGAACUAUCUGUAUGUCGCAACAGUGUUAGUAUUGGGGUCUUGGACGGAGUAAUAUAUGCUAUCGGUGGUAUUGAUGGAUCGGUGAAUCUUAAAAGUGUUGAGGCAUACAGACCAAGUGAUGGAGUAUGGUCUUUCAUUGCUGAUAUGCAUUUAUGUCGAAACAAUUCUGGUGGAGUUGUGUCAUUAGAUGGUUUAUUAUAUGUUAUUGGUGGAGAAUCUGAAGAAUCAGUUUUUGAUACUAUAGAAGUGUACAACCCAAAAACGAAUACCUGGUCUUUGAGAAAAUUGUCAAGAAACAACAAUAAUGUUGCUGACAUCAAAGUUCAUUGUGGAGUAGUCGUUAAUAGACCACCAUAUUUAACUAAUUAAUAUUUUAUGCAUUAUGUUCUA